Molecule: messenger RNA, 3218 nt
Organism: Paramuricea clavata
Lineage: Eukaryota; Metazoa; Cnidaria; Anthozoa; Malacalcyonacea; Plexauridae
Source: the annotation of a GenBank genome assembly
GAAAAUUCCUAGAUCCGCCCCUGGUUUUCUAAGUUUCUUUUAGAGAAAUAAUAGUUCGAAAUCGACCCCAUAGGUAACAUGAAUUUAGCUACAAUUUUAUACUCUAUAGUUCCAAGCGGUCCUCCUUUGAAUAUCAAAACCACAUCAAGAAGUGCAUCAUCAUUGUCUUUCACCUGGGAUCCACCUGAGAAAGAUAAACAAAAUGGCGUCAUUAUCAGUUAUACUGCGUGUGUUUCACAUUCAGAAAAUGGCCAUUGCUUUCAGACAUUUGCAACCAAUAAAAGAGAAUGGGUUGCCAGACAUUUGACAGCGUCAACAAAAUAUUACGUGCGUAUUCUUGCAAGUACAAAGGUUGGUCAUGGAAACUACAGUGAAAGUAGAGGAUUUUUUACGAAUGAAAGUAAGUACAACACUUAUAUUUAAAUUUUGUCUGUGGUUACCAGAAUUCCUGUUCAGAAUUUCAUGUUCCGCUGCUUUUACGCUUGCCAGUAGUACAGUUUCUUUAAUAAGCUCUACUAUAGAAUAGACACUUCCUGGAUUUGCACAGUUGCACAGGAUCGAGGCAGCCAAUGACUUAACUAAUAUUUAAAAUACGAUGAUUACGAUCACAUUGUCAGCCUCGAGUUUAAGUGGAUGUGCACUUAUGGAAAUUUGGGAAGUGUCUGUUCCUAACCAAACUUCCCUACUCUGCAUAUGUGCAUGCUUAGAUACAACCUGCAUGAUAACCCUACACAGAUCCUCACUUCCGAAAACAUCUAAAAUUAAUAAUAUAUAUAUAUAUUUCCAUAUUUUCCAACAGAGGCGGCAGAGAAAGCCAUCGCUGAAACAUCAAGUACACUUACAUUUUCAUUGCAAAUACCAUCAAAAACGAUUGCGUAAGUUUAUUGUCUUUCUGCUGGUAUAAAUAUCUACGCCGAUUAUACAAUAAGCUGCAGUGUUUGUUUGAGUAUAAAUUACCAGAAAAUAAUUAAAAACUGGUAGAUCUGACCCACAUCUUUGGAAUAUUGUCGGUAUACAGUUAACUGCAACGUUCACACUGUAAUGAAAGUAUUGUUUCUGUCUUUAGUUAUUUCUACAUGGUGGCUUUGAAAUUAAAAGACGGCAAAGAACCUACAUCAUCUGGCAGUUACGAAAACAGUGAGUUCGUGACGUAUGCCGAGGCAAGAAAAUCAACCAAUUCGAAACCUUAUAUCGCUGCAGUUGUUACAUCCAGUGGUGUUGAUGGAAAAAUGUUUGUACUUGGUGAUGGUAGAAAUACAAGUGAUCCCACAUCACGAAGACGAAGGUCAACCUCAAGCAAUUAUUAUAAUGGUCCGUUGGAGCCUGGCAGUAGUUAUAGUAUUUUUCAAAGGAUUGUACUCAGUGACAAGGUAUGGUAUUUCUUUGUUAUCAUACUUUAGAAUUUAAGAUUUUCUUGUCUAACUUUUCCUCAACAAAAGAAAGUGGGAAGUUUCAAAAGCAUUUUCACACAGAUGCCAAACAUAGCAGGAACAAAAGGUAGUCCACAUCAAAUAUAUACGGUCAUCACGUUAUGACAUCAUCUAUUUGUGAAUCACUUAAGAGGUAAACAUACUGUCAUCUUCUUUGCUACAGGUUGAAUAUUACUCCACAGACUGGAGUCCUGCUUCAAAGACAAGCGAAUAUGCAGGUACUUGUUUUCUAGCUGACUAGUUAGAUACGUAAAGUUGGAUAGUAAAGUUACAUAAUACAUGCAGAAUGCACGGUUAGUCAUGAUGAAAGUAUCAUUAUUCAUAGAAAAAUGAUGGUUGUGCAUUAAUACAGUGAAAAUAUGUUGCUUGUCAGAACAUUAAAAUAUUUCUUGUUUCUGUUUUCCAGGUAGUCCUAGUAUAUUGAUAAAGACGUCCAGCGGUGACAUAAAGGCAAAGGAAGGUGAUCUUGUCAACCUACUGUGUUCUGCUGAAGGUGAACCUCCAAUAAUUUUCAACUGGGAAAAAGACCAGAAGCUACUGGAAAGUUUUAUGGAAAAGGACAAGCCUCAUCGCAGUUCUUUACUUGUUGUAACAGUGAAAGAUCAAACAAGUUUCGGAAAAUAUACUUGUCAUAUCCGAGAUCGCUUUGAAAGCACCACGUAUACAAUGUCGGUCCUAAAAGAUACCCGUAUAGAUAAUCCUACUUCAGGUAUAAUGAUGAUUUUUAUUUCACUUUUAUAUGUUUACAUCUAAACAAAAAGUUGCAAAAUUUGGAAAUUGUUUUUUCUUCGAGUUGUAUGCCCGAGCUCAUGCUAUCCACGAAUAAUAUGAAGCAUAUAUGCUAAUAUGCUAACAUGAUUUGCUCGCUGCUCUGCCUCUGGUUAAAAUAAAUGAAUGGAAUCCCUGAUAACUUUGUUCCAGGAUUACGUACAUUUACUUAAACAAGAGUAGCGAGCGAAAUAAUUUGACGUAUGUAUUCACUAGCUAUGAAACAUUUUAAAUUAUUAAUAUUCUUAGUCAUUUCAAUUAACUUUCAGGCACGCCGGACUACAAAAAUGAUGAUGGUUCUGAAAUCUAUCUUGUUGGAAUAAUAAUAUUAGCAAUUCUGCUCAUUAUUUUAGUCUUUAUUCUUACCUAUUUUAUUUGUCAAAAUCGUCGUCUCAAAUCAAAGGCAAACGUAGAGAACAAGACCCAGAGCAGAAAUAUUUCAGACGAUACGUAUCGUUAUGCUGAUGAAGAUGGUGACAAUUACCAAGACGUGAAAAAUGAACAGCCGACAUCUACAGCUCUCGAAAGGCUUGAGGACGAAGAAAAUGCUGAUCAUAUAUAUAGUCAGUUAAAUGACUACGUACAGGAGGAGGAAACUGGAAUGUGAUAUAUUCUUAGUAAACAUUAAGCCGAGGAAACCGACAUUUAAUACUCCAAGACACUCAAUAUUUUGGUUCUGUAUUCGACAAUCGUAUAAUUUUAUGGAAAAAAACCCCGAAUAUUUUGACGUUUAUAACCAAUGGAUAAUAGCUUAAAACUUGAACCUUGAACAGCAUAUAUAGUUCUUAAUCAAAGUUCCAAAGAAUAAUCAAGUGAGCUCUCCCAACGACAAUCUAGCUUUCUAAUAUGUUAACAUCUCUAAUAUUAAAAACCACUCUAAUCCAGACACUUUCUAAUAGGAAUAACUUCCUGUGUUAGUUUUCAUAUAUUCUCUUUUUAAUGUUGUUAUAGGGCUGCUUCAUUCUUCCGCCUCAACGUCCAUAAACCAGUCCAUACGCUGCCUAACAAUAAACGAGUGAA